Parnassius mnemosyne (clouded apollo) is the source of this 636-nucleotide messenger RNA. Lineage: Eukaryota; Metazoa; Arthropoda; Insecta; Lepidoptera; Papilionidae. The record is from the annotation of a GenBank genome assembly.
CUGCUAUUUUACGCUAAAGCGCAACUGAAAUUAAAUCUAAAACGUUUACGUCUUCAGGUGCUCUGCGUUUUCCUUUGCUUUGCAUCACUAUCGGCAUCCGAAGAGACAGUACAAGACUUCAUCGAACGUGCUCUACAAAUUCCUAACGUUGAUAAGGUGUUAAACUCGGUACUGGGGCGAUUGGAGAGGAGCCGACAACGUGGAUUCCCGGCAAUAACUCAACAGCAAUACGCUCAGGAAGAAGAUUGUGAAGAACCAUCAGAGGUUUUACCCGAAUAUACGGAGACCUUGCAGGAAUCACGGGAACGAGGUUUGAGGCAGCUGGGCAUCCAGAAGCAUUAUCCCAUAUGCCACUUGGAAAGAAAAGUCCGUAGGCUAAAUACAAACGAAUACGAAUACCGACCUGCGUAUUAUGAAGAGGUGCGAUGUACUACGACAUCUGACGACGACGUCAGUGUAAGCAGCGAGAUAUGUUCAAGCCUUGGGUUCUCUUGUGUACAAUGGAAUAAAACAAUCCAUUUAACCAGAAGGCGUUAUUCAAGCGAUUGUUGGGAAACCAAAACGAUGGUGAUUCCAGCUGGAUGUGAAUGCAUGUGGCCUGUUCACCGUUUGGGCGAUAUUACACAUCACGUCUAA